Armigeres subalbatus is the source of this 2304-nucleotide messenger RNA. RefSeq names its product sphingolipid delta(4)-desaturase DES1-like. NCBI's taxonomy places the organism in Eukaryota, Metazoa, Arthropoda, Insecta, Diptera, Culicidae. Gene Ontology annotation, biological process: ceramide biosynthetic process. Bases 468 to 1433 code for a protein of 321 amino acids. Gene Ontology annotation, cellular component: membrane. The record is from RefSeq and is a predicted model, not a curated record. The transcript is spliced from 2 exons. Gene Ontology annotation, molecular function: sphingolipid delta-4 desaturase activity.
ACCGUUGUCGAGAGUCGAGUGUUUUCCGUAUUAUUCAAUGUGUUGGUGGCUGCAUGCGGUACGUGACUUCAAGUUCAGUGUGUUAUCUUGUUUGCGUGUUUGCUAGGCGUGGUGGUGUGGUUUUUCGGUUCUCUAUUUCAAUCAGCGGUAUUUUUUUCCGGCGACUUUCCAACAACAAAUCGUGCGACUAUCAAGUGUCAGUUCCUAUCCUUGCCUUGGUAGUGGUCUCUCUCAGCAGCGGUGAGCAGACCGUCCGGCGAAAUUGUGUUAAUUAUUAGUAAUUCAUAUUUGUCCGUUUUCGGGUGAAAAGUUAGUCAGCGGUCGGGUACAACAGUUGCCAGGCAAAACACUUCUAUACCAUUGAAAACGGAACGCUGCUUCAAUAUUAUCCGUCGCGGUAGUCUAAUACUUUUUACGGUUUCCCGAAGGCUGUGAGUCGUUCCUAAAAGAAUCAAGUGACCACGAAAAUGGGUCAGCACGUGUCCCGGACGGACUUCGAGUGGACUUACACCGAGGAACCGCACGCCAGUCGAAGAAAAAUAAUCCUGCAAAAGUACCCACAAAUCAAAAAGCUUUUUGGAUAUGAUCCGCGAUUCAAGUGGGUGGCUAGUGGCAUGGUUCUGGCCCAGUUUGCAAUGUUGUUUGUGGUGAAGGAUCAGUCGUGGAAGAUGAUUAUGCUGCUGGCAUAUUGCGUCGGAGGAGUGAUAAAUCAUUCGCUUGCACUGGCCUGCCAUGAGAUUGCUCACAAUUUAGCAUUCGGACAUGCGAGGCCCAUGGCAAACCGACUGUUUGGAUUUUUCUGCAAUCUCCCGAUCGGCCUGCCCAUGUCGAUUAGUUUCAAGAAGUAUCAUCUGGAACACCAUCGGUAUCAGGGGGACGAAGUGAUCGACACGGAUUUACCGACUCUGCUGGAGGCGAAACUCUUUUGCAAUACAUUUGGAAAGCUCCUUUGGGUUAUCAUGCAGCCACUAUUCUACAUGUUCCGGCCGCUGGUUGUCAACCCAAAACCACCGCAAAAGCUGGAGAUUGUGAAUGCUAUCAUACAGUUGAUAUUCAACGCUAUAGUGGUGUACUUCUUCGGUUGGAAGGUGAUGGUGUAUCUGGUGGUGGGUUCGCUGAUGGCUAUGGGUUUACAUCCGGUAGCGGGACACUUCAUUUCCGAGCACUACAUGUUUGCCAAGGGAUUCGAAACCUAUUCCUAUUAUGGACCACUGAACUGGAUUACGUUCAACGUGGGUUACCACAACGAGCAUCACGACUUCCCGGCCGUUCCAGGUCGGUAUCUGCCGGAAGUGAAACGAAUCGCGCCAGAGUUCUACGAUACUAUCCCUCAGCACGAUUCGUGGAGUAGAGUGCUGUACGACUUCGUCACCGAUCCCGCCAUAGGACCGUACGCGCGAAUCAAGAGAAAGGCGAGGGGACUGGAUUCCUAGACGCGCCUGCCGAAGCUUUGACGGGGUUUACCCGUUGCUCGCACCAUCUCGUCCACAUGGCACCGUGUCAAAUAGUAGGAUUUGUAUAAUCGUAAAAUUUUCUCACGCUUGAACAGACCCCACACUCCCUAGGUGACUAGCAGCGUAAGACUUGAGACUUCUCCUAUCUGGGUGAGUAUUUAACCGUAAGCGAAACUGGUAAAUGAAUACCAGCAUAUAUGUAUAGAAAGAGAUAGUUAUACUAUUCGUACGUUGAAUUGUUAAUUUUCACAACGCUGCAACUUAAACUAGGCUGCAAGUUUUUCUCGUUUAUUUUACUAGUAUUUAUGCAUUGAAUCGCACGCGAAUCUUUGACGAGACCCUUUGCGACGACGCAGGAUAUUACUUUAUGGUCGUUUGUAUGUUUUAUGAAUGGAGUGAACUACUUUUUCCUCAAGCACUCUUUGAAUCACAUAAGUAUUUAAUGGUAAGAAUUGGAAGCGAUCAUGUGGAUUUUUUGUUGUCAAAGCCAUAUUCAGUUUCACAACUUUCAAAGUUUGAACUUCGUAUCUUAAACAUGUGUAAUCCUGGUGAACUACACAGACCUUUAGAUAGUAUAGAGCUAAUGAUAACGAAUAUAAAUGUGCAUAAAUCAAUGUUUAUGAAACGUCCUACGAGGUCUUCUCGCUAGAUAUUAAACUGUACACGCAGCUAAAUGAUAUCUACUGAAUAAAAAAACAAACGAUCUGCGCAAGAUUCAUUAUGGGGACGGAAGAAUCAAACCAACCAAAACCUGUUGCUUAUGAUAGUUUACUAUAUUUCAAAAUGAAUGAGCUGAUUGUAAUAAAUAAGAAAGAUGAUUACUAUUUGGACCACGUCCACUAACUAAGAA